Molecule: messenger RNA, 3293 nt
Organism: Rhinolophus ferrumequinum (greater horseshoe bat)
Lineage: Eukaryota; Metazoa; Chordata; Mammalia; Chiroptera; Rhinolophidae
Gene: KLHL26
Product: kelch like family member 26
Exons: 3
Coding region: 162-2009 (615 amino acids)
Molecular function (GO): protein binding
Source: RefSeq, a predicted model, not a curated record
CCCGUCACUCGAUCGCGCUGCUGCUGCGGCGGUGGCGGCGGCGGCGGCGGCGGAAAGAUGGCGGAGUCCGGCGGUAGCGGCGGUGGUGGCGGCGGCGGCUUCGGCACGGGCCCGGGCCCCGAGCGCGCGAGCAGCAUGGCUGACAAAAAUGGAGCCCUCAAAUGCACCUUCUCUGCGCCCAGCCACAGCACCAGCCUCCUGCAGGGCCUAGCUGCCCUCCGCUCUCAGGGUCAGCUCCUGGACAUUGUACUCACUGUCAACAGAGAGACCUUCCACGCACACAAGGUGGUCCUGGCUGCCUGCAGCGACUACUUCAGCUCUCCCUGGCUGGCCAAGCCUUGCCUGCAGUGUCCCGGGGCCAGGCCGUCCAGGUGACCACGACGCCCCUUGGCUCCCUGAACCCACAUGCUAUGUUUACGACCCUCAGGGCCAUGUUCACAGGCGGCAUGAGGGAGGCGAGCCAGGAUGUCAUCGAGCUGAAGGGUGUGUCGGCCCGAGGCCUACGGCACAUCAUCGACUUUGCCUACAGCGCUGAGGUGACGCUGGAUCUGGGCUGCGUGCAGGAUGUGUUGGGCGCAGCUGUGUUCCUGCAGAUGCUGCCGGUGGUGGAGCUGUGUGAGGAGUUCCUCAAGGCCGCCAUGAGCGUGGAGACCUGCCUGCACAUCGGCCACAUGGCCACCACCUUCAGCCUGGCCUCCCUCAAGGAGUCAGUGGACACCUUCACCUUCCAGCACUUCCUGCAGAUUGCCGCAGAGGAGGACUUCCUGCAACUGCCCCUGGAGCGCCUGGUCUUCUUCCUGCAGAGCAACCGGCUGCAGAGCUGCGCAGAGAUCGACCUGUUUCGAGCUGCCGUCCGCUGGCUGCAGCAUGACCCCGCCCGGCGGCCGCGUGCCAGCCACGUGCUCUGCCACAUCCGCUUCCCGCUCAUGCGCUCCUCGGAGCUGGUGGACAGUGUGCAAACCCUGGACCUCAUGGUGGAGGACGUGCUGUGCCGCCAGUACCUGCUGGAGGCCUUCAACUACCAGGUGCUGCCCUUCCGGCAGCAUGAGAUGCAGUCCCCACGCACGGUGGUGCGCUCCGACGUGCCCUCUCUGGUGGCUUUCGGGGGCACACCCUACACUGACAGCGACCGCGCCGUCAGCAGCAAGGUGUACCAGCUGCCUGAGCCAGGCGCCCGCCACUUCCGCGAGCUCACAGAGAUGGAGGUGGGCUGCAGCCACACGUGUGUGGCUGUGCUGGACAACUUUGUGUAUGUGGCUGGGGGUCAGCACCUGCAGUACCGCAGUGGCGAGGGCGCGGUCGACGCCUGCUACCGCUAUGAUCCGCACCUGAACCGUUGGCUGCGCCUCCAGGCCAUGCAGGAGAGCCGCAUCCAGUUCCAGCUGAACGUGCUAUGUGGCAUGGUUUAUGCCACGGGGGGUCGCAACCGGGCCGGCAGCCUUGCCUCCGUCGAGCGGUACUGCCCGCGACGCAACGAGUGGGGCUACGCCUGCUCGCUGAAGCGCCGUACCUGGGGCCACGCAGGUGCCUCGGCCGGCGGCCGCCUCUAUAUCUCGGGUGGCUACGGCAUCUCGGUGGAGGAUAAGAAGGCACUGCACUGCUACGACCCUGCGGCCGACCAAUGGGAGUUCAAGGCGCCCAUGAGCGAGCCCCGCGUGCUGCAUGCCAUGGUGGGCGCCGGAGGCCGCAUCUAUGCCCUGGGAGGCCGCAUGGACCACGUGGACCGCUGCUUUGAUGUGCUGGCCGUGGAGUACUAUGUGCCCGAGACAGACCAGUGGACCAGUGUGAGCCCCAUGCGGGCCGGCCAGUCAGAGGCGGGCUGCUGCCUGCUGGACAGGAAGAUCUACGUGGUCGGGGGCUACAACUGGCGCCUCAACAACGUGACGGGCAUUGUGCAGGUGUACAACACGGAGACAGACGAGUGGGAGCGCGACCUGCACUUCCCAGAGUCCUUCGCGGGCAUCGCCUGUGCUCCAGUGCUUCUGCCCCGCGCCGGGCCCAGGAGGUAGCUCCUGGGACUUCCAGCCCCCUCCCCGCCCCCAGGCCUGGCUGUGUGCUGUGCUUGCCAGGGGUUUGGUGAGCGCACGUGCUGAAGAGGACCCCUCUUCCCUGGGCUGGCCACAUAGGCCUGCCAUGUUGAUAAACCUCCUCCCCAGGGUCCUUCCUUCCCAAAGCAGAUCUUGGCUUCCUUGCCUGCCCAGGGAGCCUGCCAGCAAGGAGAUUGACGUGUGGUGGCAGAAAACUUGAGCCUGAGGCAGUUUCCUCACCCGCAAGGGGUUCUCACUUAUGGGUGGGAAUUGGGGUCUCUUUGGGGUGUUGUUGUGCCCGGGUAUCUCUCAUCUCUCAGCCCAGCGGUCUUAGAUGUUCAGAUGCGAGCUCACUAGUGUCAUCCCAAAUCCAUGGUGUGCCACUGCCCCCUCCCUGGUUUCUUCCACACGUAUGUUUUAAAAUGAAUGCACCCCAAACCUCUGUCACAUUUGGACCCCCCAGAACAGGAGGGGCUCAGAAGCACCCAGCUUGGGGUGAUAACCAGAGGAUGGUUCUGUCUCCCCAGUAAGCCUGAGCUGCUGGGUGGAAGGGGGACCACAGAGGGUGGUCUGACACUUGUCCCCAUUCCUGUCCUUGGUCCGAGCACCUCAGAGUGUUUGCUCAUUCACUUUCAGGAGGAAAAAUCCACAGCCAACUUCCAGAGAUGGUCCUUACAGGCCUCGGACCGUCCACAGGACGCUAGUCCAUGUUUGGGGUCCUGAGGAGAACCGGGCCAACAUGUCCUUGUCCCACGGAUGAAGGGAGACGCUGCUUUAGAAUCCCAGGGCAUUUGCAUUCCCCAGGUCUGUCCAGGGAUGUUUAGUUCUCAUCCUCUCUCCAGCCCUCUGCUCCCCACUUGUCCUGUGUGCAGGUUGACACACCACCCAGCCUGAGGCCGCUGCUGUGGGAAGUUGGGCGGGCAGGAGCCUUCUCUUCAAGGGCUUCGAAGCAUCUCUGGCCAUACACAUUUGUUUUGGUGUCUAAAUCUCUAAACCAUAUAUAUAUUCUUUGGUUCCGUUUUGCUUAUUUUAAGAGGCCAGCACCACUGUCUUAUAAAUGGGAUUUGGACCCUUGGGGCACCUUAAAGUGUCUCUUCUGCUGCUAAAAGACGAUUGAUGUUGUGUCUCUGGGAGCCACUUGCCGUGUAAAGAAUUAACCUCAUACCUUAGCAGACAUUGUCUCCUAAUAUUUUCAUUGUAUUUAAUAAAAAUGUUACGGUGAAAAGAUGGAGCAGGCCCCGCACCAAGCGUGUGGGGCCUGAUGGG